AUGCCUCCCCAUAGGAACCCAAGGUUCUUUGCUACCCGCGAGGAUGGUACCAUGACCCCCCUGGUUCCCGUUGACGAGCUUCCAGCUCACAUCUCCAUUCGUGGUGUCGCUCGCACUUUGGAGGCAGGUGAUACUCAGGGUAUGACCAGCUGUGGUGUGGCCACCCGGCGUACUGAGCCUUGGGAUCUUGAAGGUCUCUCUACUGCACUCCCCUUUGUCAAGGGCCCAGAGGCUCUCGCCGAGUUGAAGGACUCCUUGACCCGCGUUGUGAAUGACGAGACCGUUACUGCCACUACGCGUCUGUCUGUCCAGGCCAUCUUGUACAAAGGUCUUGCUGAGGCUGAGAAUGUUCCCACUCCCUCCAGCACCAUAGUAAGCAACACCGUGAUGUCCCCUCUUGCCCCUGCUUUCCAGGCCAACAAUGGGCAGAUUGCCAGACCCAAUGGGGUUCACCCUAAGAAGAUAUACUGUUCUUACUGGAUCCGCCACGGCGAAUGUGACUACUCUCAGCAGGGUUGUCUUUACAAGCACGACAUGCCCACUCAACCCGAGCUGUUGGAGAAGUUAGGCCUGCGCGAUAUUCCCCGCUGGUUCCGCGAAAAGCAUGGCGUUGAGAGCCUCGUUCACCCUGUUCAACAAUACCGAACUACUUCCCGCCUUGCAAUCACCGAGCAGUCUCAGUCAUCUACUCCAGGAAUCCAGUUCCCUGGUACUCCUACCCCCGAGAUCAAGGGCCCGGCCCCGCAGCCUAAGCAGCGUUCUCCUUUUCACGGCCCCCCGAACGGCGGUGCUGCUCACCCCCGUGGACCCCGCAACACCUCAGGAUGGAAGAGCCGUCAGACCAAGGGAAAGAGCAUUCUCCCUGCCUCCGUUCUCCCUGAAACCAUUACGUCCUUUCAUUCCUCUAUCUACGAUAGUGCUUCGACAACUGAUAGCACUGGCUACACUGAAUUCCUCCAGAGGGGCGCACUCGCAAAUGCAAUGGUCCCUAUCAGCACCCAGGCUCAGUUUGUCAUGCCGACUCUUGCCAACCCCAACGCCAAUCUUAUGGACACUGGUAGCUCUUACCGCUCCCCAUCUGCGAAUGUCGAUAACCUGACUGUGUCCAAAGACCCUUUCGAGCAUGGAUUCCCAGAUGCCUCUAACCCCGUUGAUAAGACUCAUCUAAGGUCGAAGUCCCGCCCUAGUCACCAGCAGCACAAGCUGAAUCACUCCUCCGUCGAUGGUGGUGUCAAGCUUCCUACAGACCUGUACAUACAGAUGGGUUCAUUCUCUGCUCUAGCUGACUUGGAUGGAAACAAUGAAUCGGCUGCCGGUACCCAGGCUUCGUCCUUUAGCAACCAGGCUGUCCGUUCUGAUUCCAAGUCUCCCCUGAGUGACAUCGUCUCCGAAAGCGACCCUCUUGAAGAGAAUGACAUUCGCGAUGCCUGGGGCGCCGUUGGAACCCCAAUCAGCCCACCAACUGCCCGUGUUACUGCUCCUCUGCCUGCUUGUGCCGCUACUCGCUCCAUUGGCUCUCAGCCUGCUGGCCUUGUAGCCGAUUCUAAUCAGCACCAGCGCUCUGCCACUGUCAUCCGCAGUUUUCCUUCUUCCUAUUCCAACGUCUCCCACACCCACUGA
Molecule: messenger RNA, 1620 nt
Organism: Penicillium antarcticum
Lineage: Eukaryota; Fungi; Ascomycota; Eurotiomycetes; Eurotiales; Aspergillaceae
Exons: 3
Coding region: 1-1620 (539 amino acids)
Molecular function (GO): metal ion binding
Source: RefSeq, a predicted model, not a curated record